Molecule: messenger RNA, 3662 nt
Organism: Bactrocera oleae (olive fruit fly)
Lineage: Eukaryota; Metazoa; Arthropoda; Insecta; Diptera; Tephritidae
Source: RefSeq, a predicted model, not a curated record
UAAUUUAAUAUCACUGUACACGUUGUUGUUGUUGUUGUCCUUUCACGUGUAAGCUGACAUUAUAAUUCCCGAAAACAUUGUUGCCGUCGGUUGUGCAAUCUGGUUACCUACAUACAUACAUACAUACAUAUAUGAAUUUGUGUCUCUACAACUGCCACACAAAGUGAAUUGGUGAGAAGAAAGAGCAAAAACAAAAAACAACAACAGCAAAUAAACUACGCACAUUUCCCUUUAGCUACGCGUACUCUGCCAUAAAGGUUUUUGCGCGCCUCUUUAACGCACUCUACGCAAUAAAAUAACCACUUUGAAGUUUAAACGCCGUUAAGAAAGACGUUCUUACAAAUCGAAAGCAUAGAAACGCAAAACCGAGAGAUACUCUUUUCCUUCACUUUGUUACUCAACAGCCGGAAAUAUAGCGGAUAUUAACAGUGCGUUUCGUGUAAGCAAUUCUGGUUUGUUUGUUACGCAUCGUCCUCGCUUUGAUUAACCAACGGGAAUUUUGUGUCUGGUGAUUUGGUUUCAAUAAGUUUUGGUGCUAUAAAGUAAAAACCUUCCUUAUGAUCGGAUCAUUUUGGAAUUUGUGUAGAGCGUGCCCAUCAAUGCCGGUCGACAAGCAGCUCCAUUCGGAGUAUCGGAGCACUUAUCGCUGGCAUGAGUUCACAGGGAAUUCGCGGCCAGAAGUGGUGCGUCGUGCGCCAGCACCCAAUCCAAGUCAAUUUAUCGCCUCAUUGACAGGUCCAACGAAUGAGCCACCAUUACCCAGGCGGAAAAAAUGUCCAGAAUUGGCAUACAAGUCGCACGAAUUUAUUAUCGGUUCGGAGUAUACAGGCACGAGAGGUGGACAUGCCGGUGCCAAUCGGUUAGCCAGGUCGGAAGAGCGUGGUACACCAUCGCGUCGAAGCAAAUCUGAGGGACCCCCAGCUGUACCCAAUGGACGUGCGUAUGCCAUACCAGAGGAGGUUGAUGGACCGGCUAAAAAACAGGCGGGUGAGUCAAAUGGCCUAUUCAAAAAGACCAUCUCAAAAUUGAGCACAGAAUAUCGUUUGCAAUUCGUUUGGCCCAAUGUCCGACGAAUAAAGGGCAUUGAGGCCGGCGAUGCGGCGGAUCACCCCAGAAAAUCAAUAUCAAUGGGGGCGCUCAAAGCUAACCAACAACAACAGCAACAGCAGCAACAACUGCAUCUCAGGCAACACCCACAACCGGCAAUGCCAACAGUUCAUAAAAAACGUACAACAAAUCAGAAAGAAGCUAAACUACAUGAGUUGGAGCCGCUGGUUAGCGAUGCAGAAGAAAGCAAACCACAAGAAAAACAAGUGACCAUUGUCGAGAAGGUCGAACGAAAAGCGACUAUACGCCCAUUCUCGCAAACAUUCGACCAAGAACGCAUCAAUCACUUCAUAACCAAGAAGGAGAAUUUCGGCUUUGAUGAGAACAAGGGCGGCGUUGGUGUGGACAAUAAGCAACAGCAGCAGUCGGAACAGGAAGUGCUCUUGAAUGGCACAGCACCGCCACGUUCGCAGCCGAAUUUGGAUUUGUGGUUCAAAGAAGUGGUCGAACUGCGUAAGAAGGCCGGCGAGUACAAGUGCCGCGGUUGGGGCAUAGAAAUCGAUCCGGAGCUGUAUAAGAAGCAAAAGGACCUUUGGGAGCAGGUGUCUAAGCGCAGUUCACUGUCUGCCUUAUCAUUAGCAUCUUCCGUGCAUAGACCUAUUACUAAGGAGGAGAAGGAGCAGGAGAAUAAUAAAAAAUCCAUACCAUUAAGUAAAGCCACACAAAAAACUCGAGUUCCUGGUCAUGCCCAUUUGCUUGAUAAUAAAGAUGAGAUUUCCGCACUGCCAGCUCGCUUUAGCAAUAUACGUCAUCAUUUGGAGCGCACCACUGGUCCUGAUGUUGAGGAGGGUGCACUCCUGCCAUCGCCCACACGCGAAAAGCUAAUGCCGGCAAUCACCAAACGUGAGUCCGAAUCACAACGCGGCAGCCCCAAGAAGACGGCCGCCUCACGACAUGGCUCACCACAAAAGGGCAGCCCACAAAAGGGCAGUCCCAAGAAGGUGAUCAAAACGCGUUCACAAUCCGUUGGUCCGGCCGAGCAUGUCUCGCCGAAACGUCAACUACGCUCUGCCAGUACAGCGCCUAGCGCCCGGCUAACGGCUAGCAAGAAGACACCUGCUGUAGCUCAUCAUGCGACAAGCGCUGGAACGACCGCAAGCAGAGCUGCCGUCGAACGUAAGCCACGCCCAUCCACCCUAUCCACCACACUCCAUUCACGUACAAAGAGUAGUUCCCUACCACCUCCUAGUGGCAGAGCUCAGUCAGUUUCUGCUACUGCAGCUACCACUACUACUACAACAACCACAGCAGCUGCAAAACAGUCGAAAUCCACGCACGAACCGACAAAAUACUCAAAGUCCAAUCAGCUGUGUAAAAACUUUACACAAACAGCAUACGGAAUGCCGUUAUUGCGCAAGAAAGAUAAAGACAAGACAAAUUUGAUAAAUCUUGGCAAUAGUAGAGCUGGUGAGAGUCGAGCUGUCAAAGCGCGCCCGAAGUCCACUGGCGCUGCCAUAAAUGUGUCCGGUGCAAGUGGUGGAAAGCCCACAAGACCGGUUUCGCUUACAGAGGUCACACUGGUGCCAAGUAAGGCAGCUACAACAACAACGGCGACAGCGACUAAAGUCGCCACUGAUGCCGCGAAAAUCGAUGCAACAAAAACAAAAUCAUUGGCAAAAGAAUUACAAAGCAAUGAAGGAAACAAAAGAGCAGCAACAACAGCACAAGCUGAAGCGCUACUCAUAGACAAGACUGCCGAAGCGAUGCAAGCGAAAUGCAAGGAAACUGUAAUGGCACUCAAAACGGCAGAUCCCAUGUUGACUAGCGUGUUCGGCGCGCUACCAAAUGUUGGAGCUGGCAAGGAAGAUGUCUCCAAUCUCAUGACCGCCAGCGUAUACGGCCAAUUCGGUGGCAUUCGUGUCACUGCUGAUCCCAUGUUGACGAGUGUAUUUGGUCAAUUGCCUGCUGGUAAGGUUGCCGAUGGCGCUGCACUGAAUAUUGCCAUUGGUGGUAGUGGCAGCGGUGGUGGUGUUGAUGUUGGUGGUGGCGUUGGUGUUGGUUUGGUUGGUGGUGCUGGUGGUGGUGUUGAUGUCACAGCGGUCAAAACCGUUGAGCCAGUAAUGGCCAAAAAUCUCACCCUGACUGGCUUAACGGUACCAUAUACGCGGGAUCAUAAGAAAUUCGGUGAAAACGAUGCUGAUGAGGGACGCGAUACUGCUAUAUCUGUGUCGAGUUGCAGCCCUCAGCCAGCGCCUGAAAUACCUGAUGAGCCUAUUGUUAAAUCGCCACCAGAGCCUACACGCGUCAAAUCGCCAGAGCAGAUAUUAAUGCGCUCACCGGAUCCGGUCAAUUGGACCGUGCCAUUGGAUACAGGGAAAACAUUCACUGUUACGCAGAAUGUGAAAGAGGGUGAAAACUAUAGUCGGCCACAGAGCGAAAUAAAGGCUUCGACUCCGGUCGAGAAGCCACCACCACCACCACAGUCGGCACCGCCACAAUUAACAGAACAGGCUAAAAUGGACGGUAAGCCUUAAAGUCGCUUCUUCACAACAAAUAAAGAAAAAUUUCAAAAACGCUAGCAAACUUAAGCCAAACCAAAAACAAACUCUCUCUCU